GGCGCCCUGCAGCAUUGGUGGACCCGCACUCGCCCGGCAGCCCUGCCCGUCUGCCCGCCGGUCCCGCGCGCCCUCGCUGCUGCCGGUCUGCGCCCCUCGGCCCCGCCGGCACCAUGCACCUCUCCCAGCUGCUCGCCUGCGCUCUGCUGCUCACGCUCCUCUCCCUCCGGUCCUCUGAAGCCAAGCCCGGGGCGCCACCGAAGGUCCCACGAACCCCGCCAGGGGAGGAGCUGGCUGAGCCCCAGGCUGCUGGCGGCGGUCAGAAGAAGGGCGACAAGACUCCUGGGGGCGGCGGCGCCAACCUCAAGGGCGACCGGUCGCGACUGCUCCGGGACCUGCGCGUGGACACCAAGUCGCGGGCAGCGUGGGCCCGCCUUCUUCAUGAGCACCCUAACGCGCGCAAAUACAAAGGAGGCAACAAGAAGGGCUUGUCCAAAGGCUGCUUUGGCCUCAAACUGGACCGGAUCGGCUCCAUGAGUGGCCUGGGAUGUUAGUGCGGCGACCCCUGGCGGCGGAUUGGGAACUUGCUCCGUGUGCUGAGGUCAUCCUUGGUCAUCAGCCUCUAGCAUCUGGAAACACCUCCAACGCAAUGUGGCUUUUACAUUUCUUUUUUUUCCCCCUGGUACUGGGAAUACACAACACCAGCUGUUUUAUUAUUAUUUGGGGAGGGGAGGGUAUGAUUUUAUUGUUUGUUUUUUUUUUGAAAAUGAAAAAUAAAAAGUUAUAUAUUAUAUAUAUAUUAUAUACAUGAAACACACACCUAAACCGACUUGAUGACAAGGGACAGUUUUUAAGAGACUGACAACACCAGCUGUAAGACAUUGCUGUUUGUAAAUUCAUGUCAUGCAUAAAUGUAUUUAUGUUGUAAAGCUAUUUAUAUUGUUUAUAAAGAGAUAUUUAUAAAAAUUUUAUUUAUGUAACUAAAUGAAAGAAGCCAAUCAUUGUAAUGUUUUUGUCCUAACUAGUUGAAAAUGU
This is a messenger RNA of Sciurus carolinensis (gray squirrel), 975 nucleotides long. It is a transcript of the gene Nppc, whose product is annotated as natriuretic peptide C. The record is from RefSeq and is a predicted model, not a curated record. Gene Ontology annotation, biological process: receptor guanylyl cyclase signaling pathway; cGMP biosynthetic process. The transcript has 3 exons. Gene Ontology annotation, cellular component: extracellular region. The coding region runs from base 114 to 494 and encodes 126 amino acids. Lineage: Eukaryota; Metazoa; Chordata; Mammalia; Rodentia; Sciuridae. Gene Ontology annotation, molecular function: hormone activity; hormone receptor binding.